Contarinia nasturtii (swede midge) is the source of this 1588-nucleotide messenger RNA. RefSeq names its product elongation factor 1-gamma (gene eEF1gamma). Gene Ontology annotation, biological process: translational elongation. Bases 126 to 1418 code for a protein of 430 amino acids. Gene Ontology annotation, molecular function: translation elongation factor activity. The transcript is spliced from 5 exons. The record is from RefSeq and is a predicted model, not a curated record. Gene Ontology annotation, cellular component: cytoplasm; nucleus. Lineage: Eukaryota; Metazoa; Arthropoda; Insecta; Diptera; Cecidomyiidae.
UGAAACUCUAGUACUUCACAUGUUCACAUGUGUAUAUCCAAAAAAAAAUCGAAUGGAAUGACAUUUGUUAACUAGUACUUUCGAUAUUGACAUCUCCGUCUUUUCACGUAGAACAAACGUUAAGAAUGGCAGGAACCUUGUACACGUACCCGGAAAAUUUCCGUGCAUACAAAGCACUGAUUGCGGCCGAAUUCUCCGGCGCUAAGGUUAAUGUUGCAUCAGAUUUCGAAUUUGGCGUAACAAACAAAAGCGAUGCUUUUUUGAAAAAGUUCCCAUAUGGACAGGUUCCAGCCUUUGAAACAAAAGACGGCAAAUACUUGACCGAAAGCAAUGCCAUCGCUUUUUACGUGGCCAACGAUCAGUUGCGUGGUAAGAGUGAUUUGGAACGUGCUCAAGUUGUCCAAUGGCUUAGCUUUGCCGAAAGUGAAAUUCUUCCAUACUCAUCGGCUUGGGUUUAUCCAUUGUUGGGCAUCAUGCAAUACAACAAAAAUACCGUUGAACGUGCAAAGGAUGACACAAAACGUGCACUUAAUGUGCUUAAUCAGCAUUUGCUAAACAAUACCUUCUUGGUUGGUGAACGCAUUUCAUUGGCCGAUAUUGUUGUGUUCAGCAACUUGUUGAAUGCUUACCAAUACGUAUUGGAUGCAUCCGUCAAUAGUGCAUUCGGUAAUGUAACACGUUGGUUCAAAACUGUGUUGAAUCAACCACAAGUACAGAAAGUAGUAAAAAAUUUCCAAAUUGCCGACAAAGCCAUCGAAUUCGAUCCGAAAAAAUACGCCGAAUUCCAAGCUAAAAUUGGCGGUGGUUCAGCUAAACCACAAAAGGAACAACAACCUAAAAAAGAAAAGAAAGCAGCUGCCCCCAAGAAGGAAAAGGAAGUCGAACCAGUUGAAGAGCCUGAUGCGGCCGAACUCGCUCUUGCCGCUGAGCCAAAACAAAAAGAUCCAUUCGAAGCGUUGCCAAAAACAUCAUUCAACUAUGAUGAUUUCAAACGUUGCUACUCAAAUGAAGAUGAAGCCGUUUCCAUCAAAUACUUCUGGGAGAAAUUUGAUGCCGAAAACAACUCAAUCUGGUAUGGUGAAUACAAAUAUGCCGACGAAUUGAGCAAGGUUUUCAUGAGCUGUAAUUUAAUCACCGGCAUGUUCCAACGUCUGGAUAAAAUGCGUAAACAAGCAUUCGGUUCGGUAUGUCUGUUUGGUGAAGAUAACAACAGCACAAUCUCCGGUGUUUGGGUGUGGCGUGGCCAAGAUUUAGCAUUCACAUUGUCACCCGACUGGCAAAUCGAUUACGAUUGCUAUGCAUGGAAAAAACUCGAUCCAAAAUCUGAAGAAACAAAGAAAAUGGUUGAAAAUUACUUCUCAUGGACCGGCACUGACGCUGGUGGCCGCAAAUUCAACCAAGGAAAAAUCUUCAAAUAAAUCGUUUUAUUUCAAUAAUUGUUUUGUUGCGCGAAUUUCAAGAGAACGCAUUCAUUAUGUUUGAAAACCUAACUGAAUCCAUAUUUAAAUGCUGAUGAUGCAACAUACAUUCGAUUUUUCACUCAAAAUUUUAAGAAAUCAAUAAAAUUGAAAUAAAAAAAAACAACAAA